This is a messenger RNA of Zeugodacus cucurbitae (melon fly), 1835 nucleotides long. It is a transcript of the gene shu, whose product is annotated as inactive peptidyl-prolyl cis-trans isomerase shutdown. Bases 103 to 1467 code for a protein of 454 amino acids. The transcript has 2 exons. Gene Ontology annotation, molecular function: peptidyl-prolyl cis-trans isomerase activity; protein binding. NCBI's taxonomy places the organism in Eukaryota, Metazoa, Arthropoda, Insecta, Diptera, Tephritidae. The record is from RefSeq and is a predicted model, not a curated record.
UUGUUUGUUCAUUCACAUUUCAUUGCCGCUAAAUUCCAAGCAAACAACCAAAAUCGCUGAGUUUGCAAUUUGUUUUUAAUAUUUUUAAAUAAUAUAACUAAAAUGGAGGAUGACACUUUACCUAGUAGCUGCAACUUUCUAAAGGAUCCACUAUCAAUAGGCGAUCUUAUUGGUCCUGGCACAACAUUUGAGAUUAACACAAACUUUGAUGAAGGCUUCAGUAAUGAUAUAUUCGAUGAAUUAAAUCUGGGUUCCGAUGAGGAAGACGAUGAGAAGACGGCUAUAGACCACUCAGCACUGGUUUCACCUUGGACAAAAACAUUUGAUGAACUGCGGCAACAAAUGGUGCAGAUAAAUGAAUAUAUUUACAAAAAAAUUACACAACCCGGUGUGGCAGAGGCGGGUGAAGUGCCGUUAAAUGCACGCGUUUGCAUACGUUAUAAUGCAUAUUGGGAGAGCGAGGGCGCACCUUUCGAUUCAUCAUUUUUACGUGGCUCUUCAUAUCAUUUUUAUACCGGACGCAAUGAAGUAAUUGAAGGAUUAGAAGUCGCCGUGCGUACAAUGCAACGUGGCGAACAGGCACAAUUCGUAAUAUCACAUCAAUUGCUUUUUGGUGAGAUUGGUUGUCCGCCACGCAUAAAACCAAGUGCCGAUGGACUAUUUAUUAUCGAGUUAGUGUCAUUCAAUCCCGUUGGCGAUUUGGAGGCGGAUCAAAACUUAACCGAAGAAGAACGCGGCAAAUAUGCGUUAGUAAUUGAAAAAAUACGUGAAGUACACCUGAAAGGUUUGGAUUUCUUCGGACAGGGUUUAUAUAAAAAUGCUUGUCGCGCUUUUGAGAAAGCAGUAAGCUUAUUGAACAGCUGUCGUUUAGCCAAUGAACAGGAAGAGCAAGAGCAAACAGCAUUUCUUUUGAAAUUAUACACAAAUUUAGCAGUUUGCUAUAAUAAAGUUAAUCUACCAGCCAAGGCUUGUAUAAUGUGCAAAGAAAUACGCCAGUUGACGAACAAUAAGCCAACGUGUAAAGCAUUAUUUCAAGAAGGACGUGCGUUGCUAUUGCUGGGUGAGUACGAAGGUGCACGGCAGAUACUUAUACGCUCCCAACGCAUGGAACCGCAAAAUGAAGAUAUUAGUAGGGAAAUGAAAAUAUUGGAAGAACGUUAUGCGAAAUACAAAGAAAAUGAACGUAGCAUUUGGACAAAGGCGAUGGGUAUAAUCAAAAAGAACGAAGUCGGCAAACUGGGUGACGCAAAUAGUGCAGAGACACUUAGUAUUUUCGAACAAGAAAUGGCUGACUUAAUGAAAAAUUUCAAGGACAACAUGGAUUUGAAUAAUUUCAAUUUGCCACCUGGUUUAACUAAAAGUGAAAUUAAAACAGUAGAUGAGUUGGCGCAGAGCAUGGACCUAAAACUAACGCUAUCGCCGCUAGACAAUGCUACCUAUACACUAACAAAAGUGCAUAAGAAAUAAGCGCUAGACGGUUAAGCAAACUAACCUUAACGAAUGAAAUUAAAGCAAAAAUAUAAUUACAUAUUCUUGCUCAAAAUAAAUACAGUUGAACUUGCCUAAUUCGAAUCACCAUAAUCCACAAAAAAACUUCGAGUUAGAGAGACUUCAGAGUUACGGCAGGUAAUUUGUAUGAAAUUUGAGUUCUAUUGCCAAUUCAAGAGUUCGAGUUAUGGAAGUUCAACUGUAUAUGUAUAUAAGUAAUAAUUUUAAUGCAUAAGUGAACUUUCCUUUUUUCUACACAAAAUAAAAAUGUUACAAUGAAAUUUUAAUGGAAUUACUUUUUUGUUUACUACUAGUUUUAUAAAAACAUGUCAUUUGAAAAUAUGUAU